This is a messenger RNA of Cyprinodon variegatus (sheepshead minnow), 1127 nucleotides long. RefSeq names its product succinate dehydrogenase [ubiquinone] iron-sulfur subunit, mitochondrial-like. Lineage: Eukaryota; Metazoa; Chordata; Actinopteri; Cyprinodontiformes; Cyprinodontidae. Gene Ontology annotation, cellular component: mitochondrial membrane. The transcript has 8 exons. The coding region runs from base 112 to 951 and encodes 279 amino acids. Gene Ontology annotation, molecular function: electron transfer activity; 2 iron, 2 sulfur cluster binding. The record is from RefSeq and is a predicted model, not a curated record. Gene Ontology annotation, biological process: respiratory electron transport chain; tricarboxylic acid cycle; aerobic respiration.
UCGGCGAACAGCUCAGAUACAGGCUGCUUUCACUGCCGCUAAGGACAAAUACUUAUAGCAGUUAUAACUGUUAUAUCUGUUAAUUAUUGUUAAUCCAUCCCGCUAGCAAAGAUGGCCUUGGUUUGCUUAAGCAGAAAUGUUUUGGGCUUCAGGAAUUCUGGUGUGAUGGUGAUGGUGCGCUACGCUCAGACUGCUGCCGCUCCGGCUCCAGAACCCAGGAUCAAGAAGUUCCAGGUCUACCGCUGGGAUCCAGAUACCCCCGGAGACAAACCCCGAAUGCAGACGUAUGAAGUGGAUCUAAACACUUGUGGUCCAAUGAUUCUGGAUGCACUCAUUAAGAUCAAGAACGAAAUGGACCCCACGCUCACAUUCAGACGUUCCUGCCGUGAAGGUAUCUGUGGCUCCUGUGCCAUGAACAUCAACGGAGGAAACACGCUGGCGUGCCUUAAUAAAAUCGAUGUGAACACUAGCAAACCCACCAAAAUCUACCCACUGCCUCACAUGUAUGUCGUCAAGGAUCUGGUACCUGAUAUGAGCAACUUUUACGCACAGUACAAAUCCAUCGAGCCGUACCUGAAGAAGAAGGAUGAGAGCCAGGAGGGAAAGACGCAGUAUUUCCAGUCCAUGGAAGACAGGCAGAAACUGGACGGCUUGUAUGAGUGCAUCCUCUGCGCCUGCUGCAGCACCAGCUGUCCCAGCUACUGGUGGAAUGGAGACAAAUACCUGGGACCUGCUGUCCUCAUGCAGGCAUACCGAUGGAUGAUCGACUCCCGUGACGAAUUCACAGAGGAACGAUUGUCUAAACUUCAGGACCCCUUCUCCCUGUACCGCUGCCACACUAUCAUGAACUGCACCAAAACUUGCCCAAAGGGUCUUAACCCAGGAAAGGCCAUAGCAGAAAUCAAGAAAAUGAUGGCCACUUAUAAGGAAAAGAAAGCUGCAGCUUCAUAAACAACUGUUAACAAAGAUGGCUCUAGACUAACUUCUGAGACCUUGAACUGAACUGGGAGGAAGAGAAGAGCCAAGCUAAACCCUUCUGCUACAUUAGCACAUUUUAAGACUUUAUUAAGUGUCCAUUGUGUGUGUGAAUUUAUGUAAGAGUGAAUGAGGGAUAUAAAACGGUAAAA